CUAUUUCUGCGGGUUUGGUCAAUAACUAUACAGGCUGAGAUGAACUUUUGUGAUUACCAUUACUGAACGUGAGAACAAAGCAAACACGAUUUAGAUUUUGAUACAACAAAGAUAACUUGACCAAAUCCCCCUUUCGAUAACUGUUUUUUCGCAAUUCAACCUUUGAUGGUAACUUUGGAAUCCAGAGAACUGAGAAGUGCUAUCCUCCUUCCCAGCUUCUCGACAUGCCCCGGGGAUUUCUCGUUAAAAGGACGAACCACGGAGGAGCCGCGUCCUACAGGGAGAGAAGAACGUCAGAGGAUGAUCGCCUGGACCUGGAACCGGACAUUAAAAGAUUCGGAUCUCCGGAUUCUGGAUACUGCGCCAGUCCUAUCAAUUUCUCAAAAGAUCUAGAGAAUAACAACUACGAGAAACCGCAGUGCUCUCCCCUGUCAGUGAGUACACAACAACUGUACUUUUCAAAUUUUGAGCAGUUAAGUGUCAAGUCUCCAAAUAACGAGAAAUCGUCUCCUAAACCACUGGAACAAAGCAGCCCCAAUAAGAGAAGAAACGAAAUUAAGAGCAAGUCUAUUAAGAAGCCAAAAGCGGCUCGGAAGAUAAAUUUUGAUGAGGACACGACCUCUCCAGUUUCGGGCUGUAUCAUAAAGCAUGUUUCUCCAGAGGAAGAAGGAACGGUGAUUUACCAUGGUGACAUUGACAGCACGUACAACUUCGUAGAAGCAACCCCAGAGGCCCGUGCUGAGAUCGAGAAAAUCGAGAACAAAAUCGGCGACUACAUCUGCCAAUUGUGCAAAGAAUUUUACGAGGAUGCGUUUCAACUGGCCCAACAUCGAUGUUCCCGCAUCGUCCACGUGGAGUACCGAUGUCCGGAAUGCGGUAAAGUUUUCAACUGUCCGGCCAACCUUGCGUCUCAUAGGAGAUGGCAUAAACCGCGACCUGCGGCAAACAGCAAUAGGCAGAGCGCUCCCGCCAAAAUUCUCCCCUCAAACCAGAAUACUGAAAACAACGGGAACCAAAAUGAGGCAAAAAUUGACAACGCCAUGUUCUUGAUCCCGACCGAUCUCAGCAUUUCCAACGACGAAGGGCAGUAUAAGUGUGAAACAUGUGGAAAGAAAUUUCGCCGACAAGCUUAUUUGAGAAAACAUCGUCAAACCCACAGUGACUCCACGAAAAUCACGCGCAACGACAAUUCAACACGACAAGAAAUUCUGCGUAUCAGCAAUUUGAACGAAUUGUCAAACCGAGAUUCCGUGCGUCGCGAGAUGGUGUCCCCUCUGAAUGCCUUUGAGAGUUUGCAGACGAGAGUUCCGGAUAUGUACGUGUGUAAGCACUGCGAGAGUUCGUUCAGCAGUUCUCCAGGAUUGACCCGACACAUCAACAAAUGCCAUCCAUCCGAGAAUCGACAGGUCAUCCUGCUUCAAAUGCCCUCCACCCUUCCCCGCCAUAUGUAGACAUGAUAGAACGGUGCCUUACACACCGUGUGUGCCUGACUGCCAGAAAAAAAUGUAUAUUUUUAUGAUGAACUUUUUGAUAUGAACGUGCAUAUGUGCCUUUCCCUUCAUAUUUACAUGUGUGAUUGCUUGUCAUUUUAUUUUAGAUAUAUUUUUAUUUUAUUUAUUUCAAGAAGGUAUAUUUUAGGAGUAUUACUAUAUACAAUUUAUUAUUUACAUGAUUAUCAAGUAUUUUAAAUGAACUUAUUAUUAUGUUGUUUUAAUGCAUUAUUUUAUUAUUUACGGUAAUAAUCAUUAUAUUUAUUUCAGAUAUUUUAUUUUUACAAAGAGGAUAUGUGCAAUAGUAUUUUUACGACAGUGCAAUGAUCAAGUGCAAUAUUUAAAUUAUCAAUGUUUUAGUGCGCUGUGAAAAGUGUAAUACUUAAAUUAUCAAUGUUUUAGUGCGCUGUGACAAGUGUAAUAUUUGAAUUAUCUGUUUUAGUGCAAUGAUAUUCCAGGUGCAAUAUAUCUUCAAGUGCAAUAUUACAAUAGAGAUCUAUUUUAUUGAUUCUUAUAUUUUUAUGUCGUACUACAGUGUGAUAAUUAUUUUUUUGUCUAGGCUGGGCAAGUGCAAUCUAACUUAUUCUAUUUAUAUAGUCAUCUAGUGGUAGAAUUUAGUAUUAGUAUUAGUGUUGGUAUUUCUCUUUUGGGUUAAGUUUGGGUUUACCUGAACAUUGAUUAUAUAUAUUUAAAAAAAAACCACCCGAAAUUCUAACAAAGCGUAAUCUUUGUCAAACGAAUACAAAAUCUGUACAUUAACUCGGUUUGUUGCUUUUUGUGUUGUGUCUAUUAUUUACAUUAAUUGUUUUCAUUUUGAAACAUUUCAGAGUUUUAUUUCAUCACAAGGUUUUAAAGUAACUAGAUUAUGUUGUUUAAUUUGUUAUGUUUAUCCUUAUUUAUUUAUUUUUUGCCUUUUAUGCAGAUUCUUUAUCAUUUCAUUUAGAAUUCCGAUUUGUUUGUUUGUUAUUAAUUCCUUGGUUUUAUUAUCUGCAUACAUUGGAGAGAGAGAAAGAGAAAGAAAGAGAGAAAGAGAGAGCGAUAAGUGAAAUGUUUUAUGAAUAACAAAUGCUGUAUUUUCAUUCGCCCAUUGUGACCCUUGUACUUUAUAAGAGAUGCAUUGUUACUUAAUAAAGAUUGAUUUCCGUAA
Messenger RNA from Ostrea edulis (European flat oyster), 2637 nucleotides. Its product is annotated as insulinoma-associated protein 1a-like. The coding region runs from base 225 to 1451 and encodes 408 amino acids. Gene Ontology annotation, molecular function: RNA polymerase II cis-regulatory region sequence-specific DNA binding; DNA-binding transcription repressor activity, RNA polymerase II-specific. The transcript has a single exon. Gene Ontology annotation, cellular component: nucleus; transcription repressor complex. The record is from RefSeq and is a predicted model, not a curated record. NCBI's taxonomy places the organism in Eukaryota, Metazoa, Mollusca, Bivalvia, Ostreida, Ostreidae. Gene Ontology annotation, biological process: regulation of cell cycle process; negative regulation of transcription by RNA polymerase II; neuron differentiation.